This is a messenger RNA of Mercenaria mercenaria, 4921 nucleotides long. RefSeq lists its product as uncharacterized. The transcript has 4 exons. The record is from RefSeq and is a predicted model, not a curated record. Gene Ontology annotation, molecular function: zinc ion binding. Bases 84 to 2381 code for a protein of 765 amino acids. NCBI's taxonomy places the organism in Eukaryota, Metazoa, Mollusca, Bivalvia, Venerida, Veneridae.
CUCCCCCAUUUGCAGUGAAAUAACCAGAGAGUUCUAGCUGUAAAUUUUCGCCCAUUUUGCGCUACUGCAUUCAAAAUAAGAAGAUGAAUGUACAAACUGAAUAUUACAUACGACUUCUGCUGACCCUCGUUCAAGGAGGCAUGCUGGUUUGUAAAGGUAUCAUUGAUAGAGAGCUUGCAGGCAUUACAUUGGAUGUCAUCCUGAAACCUCAUGUACCAAAACUGAAGAAGAAGCUUAUAAAGUCCCAGUAUAUCAUACUGUUUCCUAAGAUUGGAACCCCUGAUGUUGAAGACCUUGAUCUUUCCUUGCUGACAGUUGUUCUUCAAGAUGUGAUGAUGCUUUCUACAGCUGACAAACAGUAUAUUAAAGUAAUAAAGGAAACAAGAAACACAUUGGCGCAUAACUCCACAGCUUCAGUUGAACUCGCUGAUUACAACACCUUGAAAACAGAUCUGGAAGACGCAUUGACGAAAUUGUGCCUGGGCCUUGACGUGACUCUACAGACUGAAUGCUCACAAUUAAUAAAGAAGUUCACAGGCGAACCUCUUGAUGAGGCAACUGCUUUAAAGUAUGUUAUGGAGCUGAGGAAUGAAGAUGAGCUAUUGCAAGAUUUUGAAGGAAUGUUGGAAAAACAGUCUGAAGAUAUUGUGCAAGAAGUCAAAGCAUCAGAGAACCGAUUACAAGAAUCGCUCUCAGAUUUUAAGCAGGAAGUAAUAGAAGAGUUUCAGAAACUGCAUUUUGGAUGCACAGACGAUUCCACUAAAUCAAAUUUUCCCGAUACAUUGCCCAGCUGUGAGGUUUGUUUCAAUGUAGGCAACACUGCAACAUUCUAUUGUGAAACCUGCUGUCAGUUUAUGUGCACUGAAUGCAACCAACGUAUCCAUACUGUUGAGAAGACGCACAGCCGGCAAAGAUUAGUCAAAGGUAAACCAAUAAAGAUAGAUAUGAAGGGUUAUGACUUGUGUGACAUACAUAAAAAGAGCCUCUUAUAUAUCUGCAAAUCUGACAGUAAACUUUGCUGUGAGGUGUGUUUAAAAGAGAAACAUGAAAACUGCAGUACAAUUUAUUCCAUUUCUGAAGAAACGUGUGAAUCAACACACAAUCCAACAAUGGAAAUACCUCGACUACAAAACGAAGCACGCCUGCUUAUGGCAUGGUUGUCUUCCAUUGAAAGAGAUGUAAACAAGAAUGUAGAAAGUAUUACAGCAAGGUUAGAUGAAUACAGAAAUGCGUUAUUGAAGCAGUUUGAUUCUGAAUCACAAAAAAUAAAAGAAAAAGCUAAUGAAAUGAAAAAUAGUACAUUGAAAGAAAUAAAGAAAAAUCGCAAAUACUGUGAGCAUGUCAUUGAGAAAUCUGAACAAGCCAAACUUUCAAUGAUAAAUAUGACUAAAUGUGGCACACCCUCACACAAACUUAUGUCUCAAUAUCGGAUAGAGGAAUUUAGAAACGAAGUGCAGUCCCUAACAGAUGUGGAUAUUGUAUCUUUACACAUGGAGUUAAAAUUACCAGAGCAAAUUGCACUUCAUUCUGAACUAGUACCAGUACGAGUGGAGGCACCGGAAACCAGGCCGGUACAGUUGUUUCUGAUUGGUGUUCUCGAACUGAAGCUUAAUGAAAACGAAAAGAGAGUACCACUUUACACAGGACUGGAUUUCUUGCCUGAUGGCAGGCUUGUAACCGUAGAUAAUUACAACAAGAAAUGUUUGAUUUACAAUGAGAAGCUUGAGAAAGUAGGAUCAUAUCAGUUAUCGUAUUGGCCACAGAGUGUAGUUGUUGUAUCUGAGGAGGAAGUGGCGAUAACAAGUGCCAUUCAGUACAAGAUAGACUUUCUACGUGUCAGUAAAUCUAAUGAAAUAACUUUGAUAAGGACAUGUAAAGUAACAACUAAAUAUGCGUCAAUAUGUAUGAAAGAUGAUAGGAAUUUUGUUGUUGGAACAAUUAAUGAUACUAGGUCUUUUCGUAUUGUAUCUCUAUCAGGAGAAGAGAAAGAUUUCAGUAUCGACUUUCAGAAUAAAAAGUAUACGAUUGACACCAGUGCCUGUACAUAUAUAACAGAUAGAGACAAAGUUGCUCUCACUGAUAGAAAUGCUCACACUGUCUUUAUAUAUGACAACAUGACCAACAGCAGAGUUGAUGUUGUGGACGAACAAAUCAGAGAACCAAAAAAAGCCGCAAUAGGACCGUUUGACUGUAUCUUUGUUUGUAGUAAAGGGACAGACAGCAUUGUACAGAUUUCCCCGUUAGGAAAAAUUGUAGCAUCUCACAAGAUAGAUAUGAGGUAUCCUUUCAGUAUUUGUUUCUCAAAGGACAAAUCAAGACUUGCCAUUUCUAACAGUACUGAGGGAGAAAGAAACUUGCAACUAUUCAAAGUAGUGAUAUGAUAUUAUGUAAAUACACAAACAUCUCCAACAGAAAAAAGUGGUAGAAGAGUGCAGGAAACAGUAAUAUCAGAAACACAAAUUUUACAAAUUACUAAUAAGUGUUAAGGUUAAAAGAAUAAAUUGAUUAUUUUCUUUCUAUGUGUAUCUAUAUUUAAUUGUUAGUGUGUGAUAAACAGUACUAAAAGUACCGUUGGAAGCAUUGAAAGUAACUAAGUAUAGGGAGUCUGAUCGUGCAUACCACACACUAGGCCUAACAACUGCCUUAGUGGAAGUCAUAAACAGAUAUAUUGAAGAAUACCAUGUUCCAAAUGUAAUAUUUUUAGAGGAUAUUUGGUGUUAUUCUAGCAAAUAAAACUGCUGUUCUUAUCACUAUUCUCUUACAGGAGAGUAAGUUUACAAGUAUUAACAGAGUUUCUCGCACUUGCAUGCUGUUUAACACUUUUUUAUAUUAUGCCCGUUCAAUGGAAAGAGAUAAGUCAAAACAAAGGUGGUCAGCGUGAUGAAACAGCAAAGAUAUACGAGCGCAUUUCAUGGACAUUUGUUAACAUUCAUGGACAAUAUAUACAGUUAUUAGAUUUUAUAUAUUUUAUGCUAGCAUUAGCGCAUGUUCAUUGAGAACAUCCUCAAAAUCCAACAAGAUACAUUGGUACCUUCACUUAAGCGGGUUCAGUCACUUUCCAAUCUCUCGGGGAUUCUGCAGAUGGUAUAACAUGAAAACAAUGUGCAUUAUUCCUACAGUGUUUCUGACGGCGACAUUGUACUCGCCCGUCUAGGUCAAAACAUUGUUUAGCCAUUUUAUUUCCAUGUUAAACAAGUACAGUCCAUAAAAUAAACAAACGUGUUUGUAAACAUGGACGGAUCCAAACGGAAGGGGAAGAAGCAUUUUAUAGAAAUAUUUCGAUGGCAAAAUACAAUAUAUAUCGUAGUCCUGACCAAGCUAUAAACCGGGUCAAUCUAUUAUAUAAGUACAACAACACGGUUGACUCAUUUAAACGAACUGUAGACAAAGGGAGUCACACGGACAAUUAACUCGCAUGUAAAUAAAUUUCAGGUUAUAAAAUACUGGUCAUCUACAAUUUUAUAAGCCCGCCUGCUUAGCUCAGUAGGUAGAGCGUUGGCCUACGGAUUGCGGGGUCGUGAGUUCGAUCCUUGGGCGGGGCGUAUGUUCUCCAUGACUAUUUGAUAAACGACAUUUUAUCUGAAAUCAUUAGUCCUCCACCUCUAAUUCAUGUGAGGAAGUUGGCAGUUACUUACGGAGAACAGAUUUGUAUUGGUACAGAAUCCAGGAACACUGGUUAGGCUAACUGCCCGCCGUAACAUGACUGAAAUAGUGUUGAAAAAUGGCGUUAAACCCAAAACAAACAAACAAAACAAAAACAACUUUAUAAACAAUGUAACUUUCAAGCACACCCUUACAAUUAGUGAUUAUGAUGAAAUUUGUCAAAAUAUUCUUGGAGGUUUUUAUUAAAAAUUGUUAAAUGUCAUAUUCUAUUCAAUAUAAACAGUAACGAAUCUGUUGUGAAGAACAUAUCGGCUUUAGUAGGUGUAAUAGCUGAAAAGUUAUACAUUGUUUGUAUUUCACACAUUAUUACUUUCAAAUUCCGAAUCAAAGUUUAUGCCACAUGUUGUAUCAUAUGAAGCUUAUUUGUCUAAAUGGCUUAAGGUGUUUCAGUUCGAAAUUGUUGAAAUUACUGAAUGCAAUAUUCCUAUUCUUGCAUACAUUUUAUUUUGUGUAAUACCAAAUGUUUUUGUAGAGUAAGUUGUUUGAACAUGAAUUACCCGUUUUGUACAUAUUGUAUUCCGUUAAUGUAUGCUUGUGCAAUUUUCCAAGUAGACAUUUAUAUAUUUAAAUAUCCUAAGUAAUUUAUCUAGUCCCCAUCUGCUGGAUAAAAAUGCUUUAUGUAUGAAUGCUACUGGAAAAUUUAAAUGUUGCGUCAUGUGUUGCACAUGCAAAAAGACAAAUAUCGGAUACCUUAAAACACGUUUGUCUUAUACACUGUCAGCUAGAAAAAUAAAAACUUGUAAAAUUUUAAAAAACGGCAAUGCUGCUUCGAUAGCAAACGCGCAGGUCGGAUGACCUAAGUCAUAUGAAAGGGAUAGUUAUCUACAUUAUGAAUUUGUUUAAGAUUAUCAAGAGUUUACAUGAUAAAGAAAUAUUUGAUUUUAGUUAGUUCAUUCUUCUGAGAAAAGUAAUGAAUAUACAUUCUUGUUUGCCUGAAUAUAUGCCAUCACAUCAACGUCAAUUUAUUCUAAGAUAUUUAGACCUUACCCUUAGAAAUAACAAGCAUAAUUACCAAAGGUUCAUCAGAAAUUUAUCCAGUGUUACUGGACAAAGAUUGUUUCAUGUUAUUGUUAGUAGCUGUAACAAGAAUGAGUCAAAAAGUAAACUGUUUUCAAAUAAUUUGUCAGAAGUCUGUAUCUCAUGUAAUUGUUAGAUUUGUAAAACGUUAGAGGUCUUGUUGGAAAAGUCCACAUUCAAGUGUAUUAUUCUUUAUUUUGUAUAAAUUGUACAGUGUUUGCUUGAUAAAAAAGUAAUAAAA